Messenger RNA from Xiphophorus hellerii (green swordtail), 3349 nucleotides. Its product is annotated as protein kinase C delta type-like. Gene Ontology annotation, biological process: protein phosphorylation. NCBI's taxonomy places the organism in Eukaryota, Metazoa, Chordata, Actinopteri, Cyprinodontiformes, Poeciliidae. Bases 185 to 2245 code for a protein of 686 amino acids. The record is from RefSeq and is a predicted model, not a curated record. Gene Ontology annotation, molecular function: diacylglycerol-dependent serine/threonine kinase activity; ATP binding. The transcript has 17 exons.
ACGAGCUGGCAGUCAGAGCCGCAAAGGAUCCUGAGAGGACAGCAGAGACUUGAGGCACUUCCUCACAAGCAGGCUAAAUUAAGACGGGGGAUUUCGGGAAAAGUCUGAAUUUGGUAGAAAUUCAAGACCAAGAAAGUCGGUCCACAGUUUGAGAAGAGAGAGGAGUCCGGGGUGAGCGGUCACCAUGGCACCCUUCCUACGAUUUACCCUGCAGGGUUACGACAUGGGCGCUCUGGGCCCCGUGGAUGGCACACCGACUUGUGCCGUCAGGAUUAAAGAAUCUGUCAGUACAGAGCGAGGAAAGACCUUGGUACAAAAGAAGCCCACCAUGUAUCUUCAGUGGAAGUCCAGUUUUGACGCUCAUAUCUAUGAGGGUCGUGUCAUCGAAGUGAUCCUCUUGAAGACCUCUGACGAGCCUCUGGCUAAGGUCACUUUGGGAAUGUCUACUCUGACGGAGCGCUGCAAGGCCUUGAAAACCAAAAACCAAACUGAAUUCUGGGUGGAGCUUUAUCCUUCGGGGAGAAUUCAGAUCUCCUUACAGCAUUUCCUGGAGGACACAGAUAUAGGCAAGCCGUCAACGAAGGCUCCUCCUCCAGAAGGCGUUAUGACUCUCAACAGAAGGAGAGGAGCCGUUAAGCAACAAAAGAUUCACGGCAUCAAAAACCACGAGUUUAUUGCCACGUUCUUCCGCCAGCCCACCUUCUGCUCCGUCUGCAGAGAGUUCCUCUGGGGUCUCAACAAGCAGGGGUACAAGUGCAAACAAUGCAAUGCAGCCAUCCACAAGAAGUGCUUUGAGAAAAUCAUCUACAACUGCACUGGAACAGCAGCAAACAGCGUUGAUACCAUGUUCCAGAGCGAACGUUUCAACGUCAACGUGCCGCAUCGCUUCAAGUACUACAACUACAAGAGCCCCACGUUCUGUGACCACUGCGGCAGCCUCCUGUGGGGUCUCGUGAGACAGGGCCUGAAAUGCGACGCCUGUAACAUGAACGUCCAUAGUUACUGCCAGGUGAAAGUGGCCAAUAUGUGUGGAGUCGACCAGAAAUUGUUCGCAGAAGUUCUGGCCCAGUUUGCCACGAAAAGCGACACCCAGGAGGAAGAGGAUCCAGAUAUUGGGAUUUAUGAAGACAGGAGCUUAAUUACAGAUCCUAAAGCUGGCCAAAAACCCAAGAGCGUGAGGCCGGCGCCUGCCACGACCCCGGCCAAAGACCCAACCCCAGCCCCGACCUCCCAGCUCCUCCAUCUCAAAUUGGACAACUUUAUACUCCAUAAAGUUCUGGGGAAAGGUAGCUUUGGCAAGGUGAUGCUGGCAGAGCUGAAGGGGUCUGGUCUCUACUUUGCCGUGAAAGCCCUGAAGAAGGAUGUGGUGCUCAUGGACGACGACGUUGAGUGCACCAUGGUGGAGAAAAGAGUCCUGAGCCUGGCGUGGAACAAUCCUUUCCUCACUCACCUCUACUCCACGUUCCAGACUAAAGAGCACCUCUUCUUCGUGAUGGAGUUCCUCAACGGAGGCGACUUGAUGUUUCACAUUCAGGAGAAAGGACGCUUCGAUCUCACCAGAGCUACGUUCUAUGCUGCUGAGAUCGUCGUAGGGCUUCAGUUCCUUCACGCCCAAGGAAUCAUCUACAGAGAUUUGAAGCUGGAUAAUGUUAUGCUGGACAGUUCUGGACACAUCAAAAUAGCAGAUUUUGGCAUGUGCAAAGAGAACAUCUCCGCAGAGAACAAAACUGGAACGUUCUGUGGGACGCCGGACUACAUCGCACCCGAGAUCCUGGUUGGACAGAAGUACACCUUCUCAGUAGACUGGUGGUCAUUUGGUGUGCUCGUCUACGAGAUGCUGAUUGGUCAGUCGCCAUUCCACGGUGACAAUGAGGACGAGCUGUUUGAAUCCAUCCGGUUGGAUGCCCCCAACUACCCCAAGUGGAUCACCGACGAAUCAAGGAGCCUACUUGAGCAGUUGUUUGUGCGAGAGCCAAGUCGCAGGUUGGGUGUGGUCGGCGACAUCAGAGCCCACAGCUUCUUUCAGUUAAUCAACUGGUCGGCGCUGGAGAACAGACAAGUGGAGCCGCCGUACAAGCCCAAAGUGAAAUCCCCCAACGACUACAGCAACUUUGAUCGGGACUUCCUCAGCGAGAAACCCCGCCUCACCAACUGCGACAAGAAGCUCCUUGCAACCAUGGACCAGACUGCGUUUAGAGACUUUUCCUUCGUCAACCCCAAAAUGGAACAACUGAUAAGAAAAUAGAAGAAAAAACUCACAGAAACUAAAGUGUUAGCUCAGGACACGGAAGUAGGCUCUUAUGUUAUUCUGUUUAUCUUCAUGUGGUGUAGGGGUCAAGUGACUUUUGAGCCUGAUUGUAAGCUUUAUGGUUCCUCUGAUACAUCAGGAGAUAAAACGACGUUUGCUGGGAGUGUGCGUUGUCUCGUCUCCUCCGUCAGACGGCGCAGGUUUCCAACGGAGCGCGAAGCUUCAGGACUCGUGGACCAGUGUCGCGUUUUGUUUCUGCUAAGGGGUACAAAUCAAUUGCCAGUUUAGUCUUCGUUUGUUAGUCGUGUUUUCUUCAUUCACCGUGUACCGUAUCACAACUCUUUAAUACGCAGGCACAAGAUUCACACUUUGAUCUUAUGAAACAGUGACACUGUAUAAACCUGACAUUGCACAUGCAAACUAUGGGAGUUGAAUGUACGCGGAGAGCACAUUCAUUGCAGCACUUUUUGCACCCGGUUAGAGAUUAUAAGGACUUUUGAGAUGCUUUUCUGUUUUUUUUUUUUAGAUGCAAAAUGGUGCUACAGGUUGUUGCCACUGCUGUUUUGUUGAUGCAGCCGGUUUAGCCCAUUUGGGAUGAAAUGUACUGUAACGGUGUCGACGGUUUAAAUUUGAUCUGAACUGAAGCUUGUAUGCCAUGAACAUUUUACUGUCAUUGCUUUCCUCUCUUAUCCCUUUAUGUUUUGUUCUGUUUUUAAUAUUUUAUUCUGUCUUUAUGUAAAACGAGUAUGACAUGAAAUGUCACGCUGUAUAUCAAAAUAAAGGAGAGUACAAGUGAAGUUCUCUGGGUCCUCGUGAAACUCGGUGGAAGAAUGCGCGGCAUGCGUUUAAUAUCACACCUGUACGUCCGUAUGCAAUAAAGAAUGUUGUUUUAUAAGAGAAGUGGCAUUUCUGUGUGAGAACAGAUCUUUAAUAUGUCAUAUGUAUGUUACAAUAUUUAAAUACUGGGAUUUAACAGGGAAAUGAUGCAACUCUGUCUAAACAAAUCAUGUGUUCAGCUGUUAACUGCUUGAUUUCAGUGGAGUCCUUUUGAAAUGUCCAUCUUUUACAAAUGAUUCUGAAUAAAUAUACUUGUAAAUUGAA